Messenger RNA from Spodoptera frugiperda (fall armyworm), 919 nucleotides. RefSeq lists its product as uncharacterized. The transcript has 5 exons. The coding region runs from base 177 to 851 and encodes 224 amino acids. The record is from RefSeq and is a predicted model, not a curated record. NCBI's taxonomy places the organism in Eukaryota, Metazoa, Arthropoda, Insecta, Lepidoptera, Noctuidae.
CACAAUAAUAACAAAAACGUCAAAGCGAUGACAUAAUAAACUGGGCCACCAUUUUUCCAGUAAAAUGCUUUAAAUUACAUUUAUAAAAAGCUGACACAAAUACAAAAAAAUGAUAAUAACGAAAUAAAAUAUAUUUUUACACCGUUUACUACAGACACUUCCUUUCCUGCAGAAUAAUGGCUUCCGUGUGUUGCCCAUGUAACAAUGCCGUCAAGGGUAGCGCGGCCGUCGAUCACUCGGGCAGGAGCAACUUGCCUCUCAUCUGCCUCGUGCCACACACGGACAAUCUCACUGGGAGCUCCGCCCGCAACCCCCCAAGAGGUCCAGCGCCGCGCGCCAACGCAGCCGGCCAGAAUGACUUCCAACUCCUCGAUGAAGACUACAUUAAGAAACAUUUCAAGCUACCUCCAAGGGCCCUCUACCUUGACCCGUUUAGACGGCCCUUGAUCACAUUUCCUUUAACUCAAGAGGGGGGUUCGAAGAACUUUAAUAUUUCGCGCAAGCAAAAGAUUAAUCAACAAAUUCUUGACGGUUUCUUGGAUCCCAGUGCAGCCAUUUCUGCACCAAGUGUCUUUCCAUAUGAUACAUCUCAGAAAUCAGCGAAAGCUAAGGCCGAGGAAGAAGACGAGGAAAUAAUAUACAUUCUACAACUGCCUGAUUUCGAGUACAAGUGUCCGAUACAUAAUGCCACAGUGAAAACACCAAGAUUUAUAUGGCACUCGUGUAAGAAACAGAAGAAAUCAAAAUCAGCGACGGAUGGCGGAGGCGCAGCCGGAGGCGGGCCGUUGCAUAAACCGAAACCUUGGAUAUUAAGUAGGAUCACAGAUUUCGAUUUAUUGUCUCAAUGGUGAUUUACUGAGAUUGAGCGUGGAGCCUGUACUUCUAACCAUAGCUUACAAUAAAUAUGUCAUUGCUACAA